UCCGGGCGCAGUGUAUGCUGGGCGAGGUGCGGCGGCCACUGGCCCGGCUCCGCGCGUCUUUCGCGCUCCCCGCCGGCUCGCAGGAUGGCUGAACGGCCGGAGGACCUGAACCUGCCCAACGCGGUCAUCACCCGCAUCAUCAAGGAUGCCCUUCCCGAUGGAGUGAACGUUUCCAAAGAAGCCCGGAGCGCGAUCUCCCGAGCUGCCAGCGUGUUUGUGCUGUACGCCACGUCGUGUGCCAAUAAUUUUGCAAGGAAAGGGAAGAGGAAAACACUGAAUGCUGGAGAUGUUAUUUCUGCUAUGGAAGAGAUGGAAUUCCAGCGAUUUGUAGGACCUCUAAAGGAAUCCUUAGAAGCUUACAGGAAUGAGCAGAAGGGCAAAAGGGGAGCAUCAGAGCUCAAGAAAAAAGACAAAGAGAAGAAGGAAGAUUCCGAAGACCCCGAUAAGAGUCGGGAAGAAGAAAAUGAGGAGGGAGACAGAAUAGAGGAAGAGGAGGAGGAGGAGGAGGAGGAAGAGCAGCAGCAAAACGAAGAGGAGGAGGAGGAGGAGGAAGAGCAGCAGCAAAACGAGGAGGAAGAAGUGGUGAGCUGAGUUGCCGGGGGGGGGGGUGUUGAGGGGAGAAGCAAACGGCUGUGUCUAGAUGGACUUUGCAAACAGAAGGAAACCCAGCGGUCUCCUUUUCUGCGAAAACUGCUCAGCUGGUUCCAGGGGCACCUCAGUGAAACCGUCAGGCUGCCGUUCCCGACUCCUCCUCUCCUCAGUUGGGGGGAAAGGCUUACAGUGCGGCAAUGUCUCCACCACCCCUUGCGGCCCCUUUUGGAGAGUGCAAACGCUGCUUGGAAAGGGCGCUGCUCAUCUUUUGUUGUGGUGCUGGGGAUUCUGUGAGUUAGGCUUAAAAGAGGCAGGCUUCCUUCACACUCCGGGUGUGUUUUUCUUCAGCGCUUAGUUGGACAGGGUUAAAUAAAAGUCGUACCUACAGAA
Messenger RNA from Candoia aspera, 981 nucleotides. RefSeq names its product DNA polymerase epsilon 3, accessory subunit (gene POLE3). Gene Ontology annotation, cellular component: epsilon DNA polymerase complex; CHRAC. The record is from RefSeq and is a predicted model, not a curated record. Gene Ontology annotation, biological process: heterochromatin formation; leading strand elongation; DNA damage response. Bases 85 to 591 code for a protein of 168 amino acids. Gene Ontology annotation, molecular function: chromatin DNA binding; protein heterodimerization activity. The transcript has 5 exons. NCBI's taxonomy places the organism in Eukaryota, Metazoa, Chordata, Lepidosauria, Squamata, Candoiidae.